ACCGGAAGAGCGGCCGAGCCAACAUGGCUACAGAGAAGGGGGCCGGAAGUGGUGCCGCAGGCGGUAGCUUCACUGCUGCAGCCAUGGGGCGAGUUUUACGUGUGUUAUUGGUGCCAGUUCCCGCCGAGGCAACGGGGUGCCUGGGGGCCCGGGCGCAGCUGCACAAGGAGCAGGAGGUUCUGGGGAGCCUGACGGCUGCAGGCAGCCUUCAAGUGCUUUCCUUGGCGCCGGGAGGCCGGGGCGGGGGCGGCUGCCGCCUGGACGGCCCCUUUCGGCAUUUUGUAUGGGAAGAUUCUCAUAACAGCGGCACACCAACAGACAAGCCCAGACUGCUUGCUCUUAGUGACAGUUAUGAACUGCUCAUCUAUGAAUUUAAUUUGAAAAAUGGAAGAUGUGAUGCAACCAUUUUGUAUAGCUAUAGUGAGGAGACAUUGCAAAAGCUCAUUGAAGAUCAAAAUAUCAGUAUUUCCUUAUUAUCUUUGAGGAUUCUGUCAUUUCACAAUAACACAUCAUUAUUGUUCAUCAACAAAUGUAUCGUCCUACACAUUGUAUUUUCUGAGAGAGAUGCUGAGAUUAGAGUACUCAGCUGUUUCACAUUACCCUUGCCUGCACAGGCAGUGGAAAGGAUUAUUGACGUGCAGCUCUGCAGAGGAGUUCUUUUUCUUUUGAGUAGUUUAGGCUGGAUCUAUAUUUUUGACAUUGUGGAUGGUACACAUGUAGCUCAUGUGGACUUAGCACUUCACGAAGAAGAUAUGUAUAAUGAGCAGCAACAGGAGCCAGCCAAGAUUUCUUCCUUUACUUCACUGAAAGUGUCUCAAGACCUAGAUGUUGUAGUGAUUGUCAGCUCCUCCAACUCUGUGAUUGCUCUUAACUUAAAUUUGUAUUUCAGGAAGCACCCAGGACAUCUACUAUGUGAAAGAACUCUAGAAGACAUUCCUAUUGAAGGCCCUAAGGGGAUAGAUGAAGAUGAUCCUGCUAAUUCUGACUACAACAUGAAACUGACCAAGUUUUCUUUCCAAGUCAAUAGGUCUUGGAAAGCCCAGCUAUCGUCAUUGAAUGAAACAAUCAAGAGCUCCAAACUGGAGGUUUCCCAUUGUGCUCCAUGGUUCCAGGAUAUUUUGCACUUGGAGCCCCCUGAAUCUGGUAACUAUGGUACCAGUGUGCCAAGCUGGGCGUUCAUUCCACAGGGCAUAAUGGGCAGCCAGUAUAAUUUUCCACAGAAAGAUCACACCAAGACCAGUGAUCCAAGAAGAUCGUGGAAAAUAAUGCAUAUCAGUGAACAGGAGGAACCCAUCAAGCUUAAAUGUGUGUCUGUGACAGGAUUCACUGCACUGUUUACUUGGAAAGUGGAGAGGAUGGGCUGCACCAUUGUCCUUUGGGAUUUGGAGACCCAGGGCAUGCAGUGUUUUCCCCUUGGCAAAAAGUGUAUUCCUGUAGACCGUAGUGGAGACCAGCAAUUGUGCCUUGUUUUGACAGAAAAUGGACUUUCUCUGAUUUUGUUUGGUUUGACUCAAGAGGAGUUUUUAAAUAGACUAAUGAUCCAUGGAAGUGCCAGCACUGUGGACUCUCUUUGCCAUCUCAAUGGUUGGGGGAGGUGCUCAAUCCCCAUACAUGCACUAGAGGCUGGGAUAGAAAAUCGUCAGCUGGACACAGUAGAUUUCUUUUUGAAGAGCAAGGAAAAUCUUUUGAAUCCAUCCUCAAAAUCUUCUGUACCUGAUCAGCUUGAUCACUUUUCAUCCCAUUUAUAUUUGAGAAAUGUGGAAGAGCUGACACCAGCAUUGGAUUUACUUUGCUCAGCAAUUAGAGAAAGUGAUUCUGAAACCCAAAGCAAAAACUUUUCAGAACAAUUGCUUAAUCUUACACUGUCUUUCCUUAACAGACAAAUAAAGGAGCUUUUUAUUCACAAUGAAGAGCUAGAUGAACAUCUACAGAAAGGAGCGAACAUUCUGACCAGCUAUAUUAAUGAACUUCGAACCUUCAUGAUAAAGUUUCCUUGGAAGCUAACAGAUGCUGUAGAUGAAUAUGAUGUAAAUGAAAAUGUGCCCAGAGUAAAGGAGAGCAGUAUGUGGGAGAAACUCAGCACUGAGGAAGUUAUCACCAAUGCCAUUUUAAACAACAAAAUACCAGAGGCACAAACUUUCUUUAGGAUUAACUGUCAUUCUGCUCAAAGACUUGAGGAGCUGAUUAGAAUAGGCCUGGAUUUGGUCUUUGACAAUUUGAAAAAGAAUAAUAUAAAGGAAGCCUCUGAACUUUUGAAGAAUAUGGGCUUUGAUGUAAAAGACCAGUUGCUCAAGAUAUGCUUCUAUACAGCUGAUAAAAAUAUACGGGACUUUUUGGUUGAAAUUUUAAAAGAAAAAGAUUAUUUUUCUGAAAAAGAAAAAAGAACUAUAGACUUCGUGCAUCAAGUUGAGAAGUUUUAUUCAGGACAUUUCCAAGAAAAUACGCAGAUCCAGUCCUUUCCCAGGUAUUGGAUAAAGGAAGACGAUUUUUUCAAGCACAAAUCUGUUUUGGACUCGUUCCUGGAAUAUGAUCAUAAAGAUAAAUUUAACAAACAGGAUCAUAGAAUUGUGUUAAAUUGGGCCCAGUGGUGGAAUCAUAUAACACAAGAAUCUAUCCUUCUCCCCAGAAUAAGUCCAGAAGAAUACAAAUCAUAUUCUCCCGAAGCCCUCUGGAGAUACCUCACAGCUCGCCAUGAUUGGUUAAGCAUUAUCAUGUGGAUUGGAGAAUUUCAGACACAGAAUAGUUGUGCUUCACUUCAGCAGAACAAAUGGCCCCCUCUGACUGUUGAUGUUAUUGAUCACAAUACUUGCUGCAACAACUACAUGAGGAAUGAAAUUUUAGAUAAACUGGCCAGACCAGAACAGAAGCCUGAGGACACGGGAGUCUUCUGGAGCAACCCAUACAGGAAUGGGAUUUUUCUUACAUCUGAACUAGAAGACUUUGAACUCUUCCUCCUAAGACUGAACCGUAUUGGGGGUGUGAUGCAAGAUACCCUGCCUGUUCAAAACUACAGGUCCAAAGAAGGUUGGGAUUUCCAUUCUCACUUCAUUCUCUAUUGUUUGGAACACAGUCUGCAGUAUCUUCUUUAUGUCUAUCUCGACUGUUACAAACUUAGUCCUCCUAUUUGUCCCUUUUUGGAAAAAAAAGAAUUACAUGAAGCUCACUCUUGGUUUGAAUUUUUGGUUCAGUGUCGACAAGUUUCCAGUAAUUUAACAGAUCCCAAACUAAUGUUCCAGGCUAGCCUUGCAAAUGCUCGGAUCCUGAUUCCCAGCAACCAGGCCAGUGUAAGCAGUAUGCUAUUGGAAGGACAUACCCUCCUGGCCCUUGCUACCACAAUGUAUGCUCCUGGGGGUGUCAGCCAGGUUGUUCAGAAUGAAGAAAAUGAGAACUGUUUGAAGAAAGUAGAUCCCCAGCUACUGAAGAUGGCAUUAACUCCUUACCCCAAGCUAAAAACAGCUCUCUUCCCACAGUACACUGCCCCUAGUGUCCUGCCACCCGAUAUUACACUCUACCACCUUCUUCAGUCAUUAUUGCCCUUUGAUCCCAGUAGAUUGUUUGGCUGGCAGUCUGCCAACACUCUAGCUAUAGGAGAUGCAUCAAGUCAUCUCCCACAUUUCUCUAGCCCUGACUUGGUUAAUAAGUAUGCUAUAGUGGAACGUCUGAAUUUUGCUUAUUAUUUACAUCAUGGACGGCCAUCAUUUGCAUUUGGUACUUUUCUGGUCCAGGAAUUAACCAAGAGCAAGACUCCCAAGCAGCUGAUCCAGCAAAUAGGCAAUGAAGCCUAUGUUUUAGGGCUCUCCUCCUUCCACAUACCUUCAAUAGGAGCUGCCUGUGUUUGUUUCUUAGAAUUGCUUGGCCUCGACAGCCUCAAGCUCAGAGUUGAUAUGAAAGCGGCCAAUAUAAUUUUGAGUUACAAGUGUAGAAAUGAAGAUGCUCCAUACAGCUUUAUCAGAGAGUCUCUAGCUGAAAAACUGUCUAAACUGGCUGCGGGUGAAAAGGCAACCGUAGAAGAAUUGCUUGUUCUCUUAGAAGAAGGUGUAUGGAAUAGCAUUCAGCAGCAGGAAACAAAGAGAUUAUCCAGUGAAUCCAGCAGCCAAUGGGCAUUAGUGGUACAAUUCUGCAGGCUCCACAAUAUGAAACUGAGCACGUCUUACCUGACAGAAUGUGCCAAAGGAAAUGAUUGGUUACAGUUCAUUAUUCAUAGCCAACUCCAUAAUUACCACCCAGAGGAGGUGAAAUCUCUUCUCCAGUAUUUCAGCCCUGUCCUUCAAGACCACUUACGGCUGGCUUUUGAGAAUUUACCCUCAGCGUCCAACUCCGGAAUGGAUAAUGAUCAAGUCUACAACAAGUCCCCCCAGGAACUCCAGAGAAACAAAGAAAGGAUGACUGAUUUCUUUAAAAUUCUGCUGCAGUGCCCAGAGGAGCCAAACUCCUGGUGUUGGCUCCUGGCUGAAGCAGUGAAACAACAGGCCCCUAUCCUUAGUGUUCUGGCCUCAUGUCUGCAGGAUGCCAGUACUAUUCCUUGUCUGUGUGUUUGGAUCAUCACUUCUGUGGAGGACAGUGUUGCAGCUGAAGCAAUGGGACACAUUCAGGGCUCACUGGAGGGCCACACUUGGGACCUUGAGGACCUCUCAGUCAUCUGGAGAAUGUUAUUAUCAAGGCAGAAGAGCAAAACUCUCAUCAGAGGUUUCCAGCUUUUCUUUAAGGAUUCCCCGUUACUAUUGAUGAUGGAGAUGUAUGAACUGUGUAUGUUCUUCAAGAAUUAUAAGGAAGCCGAAGCUAAACUAUUGGAGUUCCAGAAGAAUCUUGAAACUCUUGAAACAGCAGCCACAAGGGUCCACACUAUCAUCCCUGCCCCAUGGCUGAAGGAGCAGGUGUGUUUUCUUUUGAAGCUUAUGUUGCAGCAAUGUAGGACCCAGUAUGAGCUGGGGAAGCUUUUACAACUGUUUGUUGGAGUAGAGCAUCUCUUCCCUGAUGGUCCAGAUGUAAAGAAGCUGUGUGUCCUUAGCCAAAUUUUGAAAGAUACGUCCAUAGCCAUUAACCAUGUGAUUAUUACCAGCUACAGCCUUGAGAAUUUUCAGCAUGAAUGUAGAUCUAUCUUGGAAAAACUGGAGGCAGAUGGACAGUUUGCUUUGGCCAAGAGGGUAGCGGAAUUAGCUGAGUUACCUGUGGACAACUUGGUUAUUGAAGAGAUAACACAGGAAAUGCAGACCUUAAAACAUAUUGACCAGUGGUCCCUGAAACAAGCAAAAAUUGACUUCUGGAAAAAAUGCCAUGAGAGUUUUAAGAAAAAUUCCAUUUCAAGCAAAGCAGCUUCUUCCUUUUUCUCAGCCCAGGCCCUUGUGGCAUGUGAGUACUCAACUGUGGAGGGACAGAGCAGCAUUGAGGAACGCCAUCUACUGCUCACCCUGGCAGGGCACUGGCUUGCUCAGGAGGACCUGGUGCCUGUCGACAAGCUGGAGGAGCUGGAGACGCAGAUCUGGCUCUGCCGCAUCACCCAGCACACCCUCAGAGGAAACCAGGAGGAAAUAGAGCCCAGAUUUUCUCAGCAGAUCUCAACUAGUGGGGAACUUUCCUUUGAUAGCUUAGCCAGUGAGUUUUCAUUCUCCAAGUUGGCUGCUCUGAACACAUCAAAAUACUUAGAACUUAAUGGCCUUCCAUCCAAAGAGACUUGUGAGAAUAGACUGGAUUGGAAUGAGCAGGAGUCACUAAACUUUUUGAUUGGGUGCCUAUUGGAUGAUGGCUGUGUGCAUGAAGCAAGUAGAGUGUGCCGAUAUUUUCAUUUCUAUAACCAAGAUGUUGUCUUGGUAUUGCACUGUAGAGCACUGGCUUCUGGGGAAGCUAGUGUGGAUGACCUGCAUCCAGAGGUCCAUGCUCUCCUACAAAGUGCUGAGCUGCUUCAGGAAGAAGAAGAACCUGGCAUUCCUCUAAAGAAAGUCCAAAGCACUUCAAGUUUGGAUAGUCAGUCAUUUGUGAUGCUGCCCCCCAGUGAUGAAGUGGUGACUAAUCUGGAAACUCUGACAAGCAGAUGCCUCCAUGGGAAGAACUACUGCCGGCAGGUCCUCUGUCUGUAUGAACUUGCCAAGGAGUUGGGCUGUUCCUAUACAGAUGUGGCCGCCCAGGAUGGUGAGGCCAUGCUCCGCACAAUCUUGGCCUCUCAGCAGCCUGACAGAUGCAAGCGAGCCGAAGCCUUCAUCAGCACCCAGGGCCUCAAGCCAGACACGGUGGCUGAACUUGUGGCCGAAGAGGUGACCCGGGAGUUGCUGACCCCAUCAGAAGGAGCAGGACAUAAGCAGAUAUUCAGCCCAGCAGAGGAAAGCCAGACUUUUCUUCAACUGACCACUUUGUGUCAAGACCGCACAUUGGUAGGCAUGAAGUUGUUGGAUAAGAUUUCCUCCGUUCCCCAUGGGGAAUUGUCUUGCACCACAGAGCUGCUGAUCCUGGCCCAUCACUGCUUCACGCUGACAUGCCACAUGGAGGGCAUCAUCCGAGUCUUGCAGGCUGCUCGGCUGCUCACAGACAACCACUUGGCCCCCAACGAAGAGUACGGACUGGUGGUGCGUCUCCUCACGGGCAUUGGAAGGUACAAUGAGAUGACAUACAUAUUUGAUUUGCUGCAUAAAAAGCACUACUUUGAAGUGCUGAUGAGGAAGAAGUUGGAUCCGAGUGGUACCCUGAAGACAGCCCUACUCGACUACAUCAAACGCUGCCGCCCUGGGGACAGUGAGAAGCACAACAUGAUUGCCCUGUGCUUCAGCAUGUGCCGUGAGAUCGGGGAGAACCAUGAGGCAGCUGCCUGCAUCCAACUGAAAUUGAUUGAGUCUCAGCCCUGGGAGGACAGCCUCAAGGAUGGGCACCAACUGAAGCAGCUGCUGCUGAAGGCCCUGACUCUCAUGCUGGAUGCAGCAGAGAGUUAUGCCAAGGACUCCUGCGUGCGACAGGCCCUGCGCUGUCACCGGCUCACCAAGUUGAUAACACUGCAGAUUCACUUUCUGAACACUGGCCAGAACACAAUGCUCAUCAACCUGGGCCGCCACAGACUGAUGGACUGUAUCAUGGCCCUCCCUCGGUUCUACCAGGCUUCUAUUGUGGCGGAGGCCUAUGACUUUGUUCCUGAUUGGGCUGAAAUUCUAUACCAACAAGUGAUUCUUAAAGGAGACUUUAAUUACUUGGAAGAAUUUAAGCAGCAAAGGUUAUUAAGAUCCAAUAUAUUUGAAGAGAUUUCAAAAAAAUGUAAACAACAUCAGCCUACCGACACAGUUGUGAAAAACCUCAAGAAGUUACUCACAUAUUGUGAAGAUGUCUACUUGUAUUACAAGCUAGCAUACGAACACAAAUUUUAUGAUAUUGUAAAUGUGCUUCUGAAGGACGCUCAGACAGGUUGCUGUUUAAAGGACAUGCUAGCAGGUUAGAUGGAUUCAGAUGACACGAGGGUGGUUACUGCCAAGAUUUCUUAGGUGCCUGUUUUCAUGUACUGAAAUGAGGUACUGACAAAUAUUUGUGAUCAGAGUAGCAUAAUGCGUUAGGGAUCUUUGUUGUCCGAGUUGUAAAAACCCCAGGACUGAUCAUACCAGUCCUUUGUGAAUAAUGGGUAAAGAAUGAGAGAAUUUUCACAAGGAAAUUCCUAUUUAAA
This is a messenger RNA of Diceros bicornis minor, 7633 nucleotides long. RefSeq names its product SPG11 vesicle trafficking associated, spatacsin (gene SPG11). NCBI's taxonomy places the organism in Eukaryota, Metazoa, Chordata, Mammalia, Perissodactyla, Rhinocerotidae. The transcript is spliced from 41 exons. Gene Ontology annotation, biological process: chemical synaptic transmission; axon extension; synaptic vesicle transport. Gene Ontology annotation, cellular component: dendrite; synapse; cytoplasm. The record is from RefSeq and is a predicted model, not a curated record. The coding region runs from base 24 to 7412 and encodes 2462 amino acids.